AUGGAUCUCAACCGAGAACAUUUUCGCGCCAUAAUUUAUUACAACUUUCAUAGACAAUUAUCGCAACAAGAAUGCCUUGCUGAGUUACUGUCUGUUUUCGGCAACGAAGCGCCACAUCAGUCGACAAUUUCCCGUUGGUAUGGAGAAUUCAAACCUGGAGGGGUGAGUCUUAGCGACCAUUCCAGUGUGGGUGCACCAAAAAUGGCAGUCACCCAGGAAAACGUUGAUGCUGUGCGCAAACUCAUCAUUGAAGAUAGACAUGUGACAUAUCUCGAGAUUGAGGCAAAAUUAGUUUCUCGUUGGAUGCCCCACCUGUUGACUGAAGAGCAGAAAGCAGCCAGGGUUAAUUGGUGUCAAAAAAUGCUUGACCGUUUCAAUUCCGGAAACUCAAAAAAUGUGUACAGCAUUGUUAGUGAUGAAGAAUCGUGGAUUUACUGUUAUGAACCAGAAAAUAAACGACAGUCGGCUGUUUGGGUGUUCCAAGGUGAAGAAAAGCCAACAAAAGUCAUCCGUUCUCGAAGUGUUUCGAAAAAGAUGCCUAUUGUGUCAAAAGCAGGUCAUAUUGCAACAAUUCCUCUUAACGAGCAAAGAACUGUUACUGCGGAUUGGUAUACCACCAUUUGUUUGCCAAAAGUCAUCACCGAGCUUCGAAAAAUAAACCCCGAAAGAAGAAUCAUCCUCCACCAAGACAAUGCAAGCUCGCACACAGCCCAAAAAACAAGGCAGUAUUUAACGAAAGAAAACGUGGAAUUUUUGGACCGUCCUCCAUAUAGUCCCGAUCUAUGUCCUAACGAUUUCUUUACUUUCCCAAAAAUUAAAAACAGACUGCGUGAAGAAGCAGUUGACGCAUUCAAAAAUGCCUCGUAUUCGAUUGAAGACCGCAUUAAAGUUAUUCAAGAGCACUACAAAAAUGGUGCAAAAAUAAAAAACACGUUUCGCGCGCUUCGUGAACAUUUCGGUCGCAACAACCGCCCAAACGAAACAACCAUCGCCAUCGGUCGUCUGGUGCGUAAAUUCGAGGCAACAGGUUCUGUGGCAAAUGUGCCAGGCUCUGGCCGGCCAAGGAGCGUUCGCACACCGGAAAAUAUUGCUGUUGUGAAGGAGAGUGUGAGAGACGAUCCGAAACAAUCAACAACGCGUCGAUCCCAAGAAUUGGGCAUUUCGAGCACCAGUUUGCUCCGCAUUCUCCACAAGGAUUUGAAUGUACACGCCUACAAGAUCCAAUUGACGCAAGAGCUGCACGGUGCAACAUGCCACACAACCAACGUCAAUAUCCAUCGAUGGCAGUCCUUCUUCGGUGAUCGCGUGAUUUCGCGCAGAGGAAAUGUGCCAUGGCCACCAAGAUCGUGCGAUUUGACUCGCUUGGACUUCUUUUUAUGGGGAUAUUUGAAAAGCAAAGUCUACGUCAACAAACCAGCCACUCUCCAAGAACUCAAAAACAACAUCAUUGCCGAGAUAAAUGCCAUAGAACCAACCAUGUUGCAAAAUGUCAUUGAAAAUUUCGAUCAUCGCGUGGACGUCUGUAAAUCCAGUCGUGGUGAACAUUUGAGCGAUAUUAUUUUUCAUACAUAA
This is a messenger RNA of Acanthoscelides obtectus, 1572 nucleotides long. The record is from the annotation of a GenBank genome assembly. Lineage: Eukaryota; Metazoa; Arthropoda; Insecta; Coleoptera; Chrysomelidae.